AUGGUUUCGAAACGAGAUAGGGAAUUUCUCAGGGAAAAUAUUCGCUCCAGGGGAGGCAAGCUUAGUGCUACUGAUCGCGAAGAUAUCUUGAAACCGUACCUUCCAGACCCAUCGGAACUUCCACGCUGGUCACCUCAGCGACGCAAGAAGCUUCCCCGCAAAACACCAAUCCGAACAUUCCUCAAAUUGCAAAUUCACCUCAUUGCCUAUACCUUCCUUCAUAUCUUCUUUGGCAUCGCCGUACGACUCGUCCAGAGUUAUCAUGCUGUCGUGGAUCGGAUCCUGGCUAUCAUUUACUAUCACCACCGAACACCGGAACUGAUACAGAAAGAUGUUAAAGGUCUCGACCGCUUACCUGAGCAUUUGAGUGUAGUUCUGUCUCUCCGCAAAGAGGAUGAUGCUUUACCGAUUCUCAUGGAUGAAGUUGCGGAACUUGUGUCCUGGUCAGCUAGUGCUGGCAUACCAGUACUAAGUGUAUACGAGAGGAGUGGUGUUCUCAAAUCCUACAUUCCGAUUCUACAUCAAGCCAUCACCAACAAGCUAUCUUCCUACUUCGGUAUCACACAACAGCCCGUCCUCCAACUGUUCGCGCCCCAUCACCCGGUUUACAAAAAUCGUCAAGAUGGAGACGCCUCUCACACCUCUUUGGUUGUACUUCUUUUGUCUGCAACAGACGGACAGGAGACUUUCGUUGAUUUAACGAAGACAUUAGCAGAAAUGUCACAGAAUGGAAAGCUUUCGCCGGAAGACAUCACGACGGAGUUAGUCGAUGCAGAGAUCAGCGAGAUAACAACGCGGCCAUCUCAGGAAGUUACACCAACCUCUACACAUAACAAUCUCGAUUGUCCCCGAAUCACUCAACCAGUCAAGCCAGAACCUGAUCUUCUUCUGGUUUUUGGGCAAUCUCUGAAACUCAACGGGUAUCCACCCUGGCAUAUACGCCUUACCGAGAUGUACUGCACAGGUGUCAAUAGUGAUGGGGUAUCAGGCUACAAUGAAAUUGUAGAGUACCAAGGGUUUCUCAGGGGCCUUUGGCACUAUGCCGGUGCUCAAAUGAGAUUUGGACGUUGA
Molecule: messenger RNA, 1071 nt
Organism: Aspergillus puulaauensis
Lineage: Eukaryota; Fungi; Ascomycota; Eurotiomycetes; Eurotiales; Aspergillaceae
Product: ditrans,polycis-polyprenyl diphosphate synthase
Exons: 2
Coding region: 1-1071 (356 amino acids)
Cellular component (GO): dehydrodolichyl diphosphate synthase complex; endoplasmic reticulum membrane
Molecular function (GO): ditrans,polycis-polyprenyl diphosphate synthase [(2E,6E)-farnesyl diphosphate specific] activity
Source: RefSeq, a predicted model, not a curated record